Molecule: messenger RNA, 1470 nt
Organism: Alternaria incomplexa
Lineage: Eukaryota; Fungi; Ascomycota; Dothideomycetes; Pleosporales; Pleosporaceae
Exons: 2
Coding region: 1-1470 (489 amino acids)
Biological process (GO): transmembrane transport; metal ion transport
Cellular component (GO): membrane
Molecular function (GO): metal ion transmembrane transporter activity
Source: RefSeq, a predicted model, not a curated record
AUGACCGACUCAUCGGCACAAAACGGACAACGUACCAGUCCUCCUCCCCGCUUCGAAGGAAAGCCUUAUCUGCAAUGUCUCGACACGCUGGAGGAUGCGUUUCCAGCGCUCAAGUCCUUCUUAGAAAAGCUAGCAAAUGAGGGAGAAGCCGGCCGUCAGGCUGUCAGACAACACUACGAGAAAGAGCAUCAACCGGUUCUUUUGGUUGACCCUGCGUUUGCUGCGACAGGCAAAGAAUCAUCGAUAAAGUUGGCGGAUGAUUCAUCGACGGCGGGGAAGGCAGGGAGCAAGUGUGAGAUGGUGGGCGAUAUCAAACUCGACAGCAAUACCCGAAAAACCUUGGAUGACUGCUUGAUUCUACAAGCCGGAGAGCCGUUUGACAGCAGGUCAGCACUCUGGCGAGCUCAAGACUGGGGCGCAUCCCAUGCCCUCCAGGAGACUUCACAUCAGAGCUGGCCGUACCAUAACGGAUGUUCCACAUUGGCCCCACUGAUGUUCUCCGAAGUCGGUUUGGGGACAAAAGAGGUGAACUUUCCAGUUUUCCGGGAGAAGCGAAACCUCACCAGUGCUAUGGAUGAAAUGGUGUUCUACUGGACCAAGCUUGCUACUCCCGAGCUGAUCCAGGAGACGAACGAGAAAUCGUCCAACGCAGCAUACUACCUCCUAAAACAUGUCGCUCAACACUGGGUCAACCAACUUGAGCUUAUGAAUACGACCAUCGCCAGGGGUGAAUGGUUCUCGGAUGACUAUCAAGCUCAAAUCGACGACAAUUUGAGUAAACAGAAAUGGAAGCUAGACCUACUGAAGAUCAACGAGAUCGCCAAGGACAUCAACUACAUGCGUCGACAUCUGAACCACUUCUGGCGUGCAAUGUACCUCAACCUCGAACGCCUAGGCGUGCAAUUGGGCUGCGAAGGUGUCGACGCGAAUGCAUCCCUGGCGAUCCGAGACGCGCAAAAAGACUUCCUUACAAUACACACAAGGAUGCAGCCUUUACGCGAUCGUGCAGAAGCCUUGAACUCUGUCUCAAACGAUCUCGCAAAUCUUCGGGCGGCGUUCAGAGGCGUCUCAGACGGCGAGUUCGGCCUCCGUCUCAGCUUGUUCGCAUCCAUCGUCUUCCCGCUUACCCUGCUUGCUGGUAUCUUCAGCAUGGGGGACGACUUUCGCCCUGGGAGGCCAAAGUUUUGGCAUCUCUGGGCUAUCGGCAUACCCGUUUGCGUUGUGGUCGCACUCGGAUUGGUGUACGGGAGAAGGCCUUGGGCAGUGGCCACCGAUGUUUGGGAGUAUGUAAGAUCAUGGUUCGAGCACUACGGGCUCAUGAAGCCCAAGGAAAAGAAUGCGGCGCAGAAACAGAAAAUUGAAGGUACACAAAUGAAAGAGAAGAGAACCCGCAAGCAAGGCGGACGAGCGAGUUUGGUGAGAAGGACAGGUUGGAACGUCCGGGACGAAGAACAUGGUGUUGAUGAUUGA